AUGACCAAGCAGCAUGUUUUCGCUUGGACGUUCAUGGCCGAGCACCUUCAUGUUGCAGGACUUCUCACGUCAACAGCAGCGCCUAAUGACUUGGCAAGCAUUGUUGCAGGGCUCUACCAUCUCGAGCCGGCAAACUUUGCUGUUGGAAGCAUCCUAUUCUCUGGACUUUUCGAAGCCAUCUGUGAGGGACGCCAGCACAGCUCGGAGGGCGUGCAGGAGGAUCUUGUUGCAAUCUUCUGCUAUCUCAUCUCUGUCUUGGAGUUUCCACGAUGGAAAGCUGAAUAUCUUUCUGAGAUGUCGCCAAAGAAGAAGCAAGGCAAGGCAGAGGGAGAGCAGGCAUUCCUUUUGGACCUUUCGUCAAAUGUGAUACUUCGCUCUCGUUUCGUUGCGAUGGCUGGGAGAGGAGAUUCUUUGGAGGAUGUCGCAACGUCAAUCAGCUCCUACGUCUAUGACCUCUGGAAGGACCCUCAAGACGUGUCGAGGACAACCAGAGAAAUAGGAAAUCGGACAAGCCAUGGUUUGAAGCACUUUGCUCUGAGCAUGAAAGCGAUUGUCGCAAGCCUGGAGCGCAGAAAGCGUUACAAAACUUAUCAGCAAGCAGCGCAGGUGACUCCACUCGUACCAGCCUUCCCCAGCGGGCAAGUGCAGUCGGCCCUGAACCACCUUCAGCUGGACCUCUGCUCGAAGUUCGGUGCAAUCGUUUCAAACAAGCACACGGAGAGCAGCGAUGACUGA
Messenger RNA from Guillardia theta CCMP2712, 735 nucleotides. RefSeq lists its product as hypothetical. The transcript has 3 exons. NCBI's taxonomy places the organism in Eukaryota, Cryptophyceae, Pyrenomonadales, Geminigeraceae. The record is from RefSeq and is a predicted model, not a curated record. The coding region runs from base 1 to 735 and encodes 244 amino acids.